This is a messenger RNA of Panicum hallii, 743 nucleotides long. RefSeq lists its product as uncharacterized. The transcript has 3 exons. Bases 150 to 449 code for a protein of 99 amino acids. NCBI's taxonomy places the organism in Eukaryota, Viridiplantae, Streptophyta, Magnoliopsida, Poales, Poaceae. The record is from RefSeq and is a predicted model, not a curated record.
GGUGGUCGUUGCAGCUUGUAGAGGCACACACAGGCCGGGCGAUCUUCUUCUACGCUACUCCCUGUCCAGUGUGCUCAAAGCAGCUAGCAGCUAGCUCUGAAGCUUUCCUUCGAAGCCCUAGCUGGUGGUGGUGUCCUACUCAGCUCACCAUGGGCGACUCCUCAUCCUCAGCAUCUUACAUCAGAAUGGUUCACCAUCUGAUAGAGAAGUGCAUCUGCUUCAACCUGAACAAGGAAGAGUGCAUGGACGCCCUGGAGAAGCAUGCCAACAUCAACCCUGUCAUCACUUCCACUGUGUGGAAGGAGCUGGAGAAGGAGAACAAGGAGUUCUUCGAGACGUACAACAAGGACCGCGCGGAGCGGAACAUCGAGGCGGAGACGAUGCAGCGGAUCCAGAAGAUGCUCGCCGAGGCGGCGGCCUCCAAGACCUCCGACGACGACGAGAGCUAGCAAGCAGCCAGCUAGCUAGAGCUUUAGAUCAGCCCGUGCAUGGCCUCAUGUCCACUACACAGCAGCGCCUCCAUUAGCUCCGUGGGAGAAGCCUACACACCGUACCUCACGUGAGACCAUUCUGUGCAGCUAGCUUACUUAGCGCUACCAAUAAUUAUAUAUGUGCCUUUUGCAAGAACACCAUGCGUGCAUGUGUCGUGCUUAAGAUUAUAUUAGGAAGUCAUCAAGAUAAAACUAUGUUUCAUUCAUGUAUGUAUAUGUAUUCAUGUACAAAGAGGAUCCAUAUUCAACCUA